Molecule: messenger RNA, 4700 nt
Organism: Sus scrofa (pig)
Lineage: Eukaryota; Metazoa; Chordata; Mammalia; Artiodactyla; Suidae
Gene: REEP3
Product: receptor accessory protein 3
Biological process (GO): endoplasmic reticulum tubular network organization
Cellular component (GO): endoplasmic reticulum membrane; cytoplasmic microtubule; endoplasmic reticulum tubular network
Molecular function (GO): microtubule binding
Source: RefSeq, a predicted model, not a curated record
GCCACUAUUUUGUUUUUCACUCAGGCACUGACAAUCCCCUUCCUCAGCCUCCCACCACCUCCCCUCUCCUCUACGCCAGGUAGGCGUCCCAGGGAUACUAAAAGCAGGAAGUGGGAGGUGAGAGUGCAGGGAUCCCGGCCACGAGGCCUUCGGGUGCGGCUAGGGGUCCCGCCAGCUCAACCCCCGGAGCCCGGCCGCCCAGACCGGGCCUCGGCCAACGCGCCGCGGCCGCCGCCUAUCAGCGGAGCGCAGGGGCGGGGCCCGCUGGCUCGGCGACGGCUCCUCCGGCAGGCGGGGACGGGCGGGGGAUCGACCGCCGCGCAGCUCCGGCCGCCGCGCGCAGACACCGGGCCCGGCUCCCGAGGGCGCCAGCGCGGCCCCGGGGAGCGCGAGGAGCCGGCGAGCGCGCGGCCUACCGUUGACGGCCUGGUCCGUCACGCUCGGCGCCCACCCACCCUCCCCGGUGGGGUCCAAGCCCCUGGGAAGAUGGUGUCCUGGAUGAUCUCCAGAGCCGUGGUAUUGGUAUUUGGAAUGCUUUAUCCUGCAUAUUAUUCAUACAAAGCUGUGAAAACAAAAAACGUGAAGGAAUAUGUUCGGUGGAUGAUGUACUGGAUUGUUUUUGCUCUCUAUACUGUGAUUGAAACAGUAGCAGAUCAAACAGUUGCCUGGUUCCCCCUGUACUAUGAGCUUAAGAUUGCUUUUGUCAUAUGGCUGCUCUCUCCCUAUACCAAAGGAGCAAGUUUAAUAUAUAGAAAAUUCCUUCACCCACUACUUUCUGCAAAAGAAAGGGAGAUUGAUGAUUAUAUUGUACAAGCAAAGGAACGAGGCUAUGAGACUAUGGUAAACUUUGGGCGACAAGGUUUAAAUUUAGCAGCUACUGCUGCUGUCACUGCAGCAGUGAAGAGCCAAGGAGCAAUAACUGAACGUUUACGAAGUUUCAGUAUGCAUGAUCUGACAGCUAUCCAAGGUGAUGAGCCUGUGGGUCAAAGACCAUACCAACCUCUCCCAGAAACAAAAAAGAAAAGUAAGCCAGCCUCCAGUGAAUCAGCAGGUUAUGGAAUUCCACUGAGAGAUGGAGAUGAGAAAACAGAUGAAGAAGCGGAUAGGCCAUAUUCAGAUGAUGAGAUGUUAACACACAAAGGGCUACGAAGAUCACAAAGCAUGAAAUCUGUGAAAGCCGUGAAAGGCCGAAAAGAGGUGCGGUAUGGGUCACUAAAAUACAAAGUGAAGAAAAGACCACAAGUGUAUUUUUAGUCAUGUAGACUUCAAGUAUCCCAAGACAAAUUAUGCUAAUAUAUCAACUUUUUUUCCUAACAUCCUAUAUUCAGGAUUUAUACAUUAAAAUAAUUCUUUAAAUUGUAGUGGUGAUAGGGUUUACUUUUAUUGUUUUAAAUAGUUUUUAUGUCUAACAAUUACUUCCAAAUCUUGACUACUAAAAUAAGUUAUGCGAAGUGGAUAGGAAUAUCAGAAAAAACAGAAAAUUAUGCUAUUUUCAGAUUCCUCAAAAAUACUGAGUGCCUAGGAUAUAAGAUGAAACACAAACCCACAGUAUACUUGAAAAGAGUCUUUUUAUGGUUCAAGAUACACCAGCCUUUGUGAUACUGUAUUGUGCUUACCUCCAUUUGUGUUUUACCUAUCACACGAGGUUAGUAAUUGAAGAGGCCUCUGAUCCAGCAGCGAUAUAUGCAGGACAAGGGUCUAUGUAAGAUAAAAUAUGUUUUGUAUAUUCUUUACAUUUUUACUUUGUUACUACCUUCUAGUUUUUCCACCAUAAACUGAAAGCUUUUGAAACAAAUAUUUGAAAACCAGGUAUUUACAUAGCACUUUUAUUCCUGACUAGUUUUGCACACUUGAAAAUUGUUUACUUAUUUUACAAUUGUACAUUUAUAUUAGUUUUUUUUUAACUCUGUUAUUUGUCACAUUCAGAUGCAUCAAAUUUAUGCCUUGAAUUACAUCAUCUCUUUUUCCUGUGGGUUUCAUUAGUUAUAUUCAUUUAGUUUUAAUAAUAAAAAAAUAGAGUUUAUUGUUCAAUUUUAACUGUUUUUAUCUUCUUUACAGAUAAGAAUUUAUUUUAAACAUUCACCAGCUUCCCAUAUUUAGCCCUUCAUUGUAGUUGAAUUUAGCAUGUGUUUGUUAACACUGGUUACAUUUUCAGCUUUUAACCGUGAUAGCUUUUGUGAAAUAUCAGAGACCAGUAUAGCAUUUAGGUAUCUUUUAAUACAUGAAAUCAUCCAACAGCCAGUCCAUUCACAAGUUUGGCACUGAUGCAAGCUGCUGAUUUAUAAAUCUGGCAUUGACCAGAACCAUUUGAGUCACUUCACUUCUGGCUAAGAUAAUUUCCUGAAGGUCCAUGCCAAUGCAAAAUACAAAUGUUGUUAAUCUUACAUAUCAGAAGUUACUAGAAUAGAUUUGAGGCAAAUCCUACCCUUUUAACCCAAGAAAUUUUGAGUUACUGAACUGUGAGGCCUUUUAGGUAUCAUAGAUAACUAUACAUUAUGAACUCUAAGUCAACAUAAUUCCAGUGAUGAUUUUAGGGAUCAGUCAUCAAAUUCAUAUGAUUAUACUUAUUCAGAUAAUUCACUUGAUGGUUCCACUUGUUUGUCCAAAAACAAAAAACAGAGAGAUUUGUGAAGUCUUUGACCUUUCAACCCUUUGAGAAAUGAAGCCAUGGCAAUGUAUAUUCAGGACCUCCUCAUAUUGGUAGAAAACAGACUGUUUACUCAAUAGUACCUUUAUGUAAUAAAUACAUUUCUCUUGAUAAAUGUCUUAAAAUGUUAACCUCCAGAUUAUCUCUCAUUCUGGGUAAGUAACACUGAGUAAAAAUUUAUUCAAUUAGUUUUCCCACAAAGUUUAUUUCUAUGAAUAUCUUCAUGUUCAUUACCUUGACUAAUUUUAAGCCCCUCAGUUUCUGGAAAGGCUCUUUAAUUUGUAUUCAAAAUUCCUAUGCAUUUUGACUAUAAACUUUUAGGAGAGAGUUUUAUUUAUAUUGCCUAGUACCAGACUUACCAUAUAAAUGCUACUAUGUAUGCCAUGCUUGUCCUUCCUACACAGGGGCAAUGUCAUCUCAUAUUGCCUGACAGGGUCAUGUAAGUGACUUUGUAUCAAAAACAUUACCUUUGGGGGCUGAUUGGCACCAUUGUAUUUUUCCAAGUCUAAUUUCAGUAUUAAACUUAUUCUUUAAUUAUAGUAAACUCAUAAAUACUGUCCUAAAUUGGAGGAAUUAUUUAUCACUUUACACUUCUAGAAUCAAAACAUUUAAUCAAGGGUAACACCAGUUUCAAAGAGAUAAUGCAAGUCUUUCUGCUUAAUAUAUCUCUUUAUACUCACAAAGCUCCCUCUGAUUUAUUUCUGUUGUACCCUAUAUAGAGUCAACAUCAUUUUCCCUUCUUUCCUUUCCAGUAUUUCUUAAAUUUUGCUUCUUUUAAUAUGUUUUAGCAUGCCCUUCCUUUGAACUUUGUGUAACACGCUUAUACAUUUUUGUUUCUUUUAAGGUAGAACAGGUUAUUAUUUUUUGUUUUCUCAUCUAAUGCUUUUAGAAGAGGUAAAUUUAUCCCUCGACCACAGUGCCUUGCCUCCCACCACCACCACUUGGUGAAUGGGCAUUAGAUGCUGCACAGCCUUUAGGGCACUAUUUUGGUAACUGUUAAAAGUUUAUCCAGAAAUUGUAGCUGCUGUUUUAUUUUAUUACAUAUUUAUCCAACUUGUUCAUGAAUAUUAACAUGAGUUUGUCUGGAAGUAAGAAUUGAUUUGUUCUUUAAUUUACCAUAUAUUUUUUUCUGGUAUAAAAUGAGCUGGAAAUAAGCCUUAUUGCUAACUAAUUAAUUAUGUAAACCCACCUAGACCCACAAGAUUUCCUCCACACACUUCACUACAUGUAUAUUUAUUUGGCUAGAAAGUGAGGCUGCUAGCAUUACUAAUUACAAAUACUUUACUACACAGAUUAACGGAACAAAAUUCUUAGUGUUUUCAGGGAACUUAAUCUAUAUGUCACCACCAAAGAUUUCUACAGUGUUAUAAAGUAUGUAAAUAUUCCAAAUUUCUGUAAAACUUUGAUUAGAUAAAUAUAUUUUCUUUGGGUUUAUUUUUUGAAAUAACAGUUUGUGCUCUAGAAUGCUUGAAUUUUUGUGUUAUUAAAAAUAAUAUAACACUAUCAUAUUAGAUACCAGUAAUUUGUAUUUUUAAUUUGAAUGGACUAAAUUUUUAUUUUGAUUUUCUUUUAUCACAACAGUAGGUUAAGAAAAAUACAUAAAUAAUAAAAUUUUAAAAAAGAAAUGUUAAGGAGCUAAUAUGUAUUGAAAAGUAAUUUCUUACAUUUUCUCCAGUCUAAGUUGGUUCAUUUACAAAACAAUUAGGUUAAUUUUGAAAAGAUCAUUGAUAUUGUGGUAUGCAGUGUAUAAUUCUUAGUAAACAUUUAAGAGUAAAGCUUUCUGAAAGGAAAUUACAGCUUUUUUCUCUUAACGUUUUUAAGAUUUACUCUUCUAGUAGUAUCCUACAGAUUUAAUGUACUGUUUAAACAUUGAACAUGAAUUAACAUUUUCUCUUCUAACACUUUAAAUCUAUGUACUUUGUAGUUAAGAGAAAGCAGUUUUGCAAUUUUUUAACCUCUUUGUAAAGGUUUUCUUUAGGCCUAGUGUGGGGAUAAUUUUACAAAUGUGUUUUUUUGAAAACUUUAAUAUAAAAUAAACUCAUUUUAUUAGUAA